Messenger RNA from Aspergillus ibericus CBS 121593, 1843 nucleotides. RefSeq names its product t-SNARE syntaxin. Gene Ontology annotation, cellular component: endomembrane system; SNARE complex; Golgi membrane. NCBI's taxonomy places the organism in Eukaryota, Fungi, Ascomycota, Eurotiomycetes, Eurotiales, Aspergillaceae. The transcript has 4 exons. The record is from RefSeq and is a predicted model, not a curated record. Gene Ontology annotation, molecular function: SNAP receptor activity; SNARE binding. Gene Ontology annotation, biological process: intracellular protein transport; vesicle fusion; endoplasmic reticulum to Golgi vesicle-mediated transport. Bases 491 to 1522 code for a protein of 343 amino acids.
AUGCCUUGACCUCUUGUCCGUUUCCGUUUGGCCGCCUGACGCCUGGGGCACCCCGUGGCUGGUGUUGCCCCUGUGGCGAGUGUCUGGAGUGGCUGGAGAGUGCACGUGGCUGGGCCUCCCGCCUUUCCCGUUUCGGACGGAGACGGGUCGCGGACGUCGUCGGCCUCAGCUUCGUCCACUUCAUCGCCAUCUUCCCUCCGGUGCCUCUGCGGUGUCGACGUUGGUCUCGGAUGAUAUGAUUGAUAUGGCCCUUUUGUAAUUCUUUCACCUACUUUGGCCUUCUUGACUCUCCUCUCUUUCCUUCCCUUUGUAUACCCAUCCAGCGAACGGACACGUCUCCCGUUGUCUCCUUAUCGAUUAGAUCGACUCUGUGAUCUCACGUCGCGCAUUCGUUCUGCAUUCGGCUAUCGCCCCUGUACAUCUACGACCGUAUUGUGACCGACCACCUAUCUCAUUUCCCCGCUUGACAUCAUCUACAACCUCCUGCACCAUGGCCGGUCCCUCUAUUCAAGAUCGUACGGGCGAGUUCCAGGCCAUUCUGGGACAAGCCCAGAAGCGCAUGGCCUCCAACAAAGCUGGGGCCCAGCGCCAGGCACUGUUGUCGGAUGCUCAGCGGAAACAAGCCAAUGGUUCCGCCGAUGGAUCGGGUGGCAAGAGACGGUCGGAGUUUGCCAGGCGAGCGGUGGAAAUCGGACGAGGCAUCACCGCGACGACGGCGAAGUUGCAGCGACUGGCCGAGUUGGCCAAGCGAAAGACGCUCUUUGACGACCGACCGGUUGAAAUUUCCGAGUUGACGUUCGUCAUCAAACAAGAUCUCGCCUCGUUGAAUCAGCAGAUUGCCUCGUUGCAAGCGCUCACGCUUUCGCAACAUCCGAAGAGCAAUCGGCCCAAGGCCGACCAGGAAGGAGAGCAUAAUGACAAUGUGGUGGUCAUGCUACAAGGGAAAUUGGCCGACGUGGGAGCAAACUUCAAAGAUGUUCUGGAAGUGCGAACGAAGAACAUUCAGGCUUCGCGAUCCAGAACCGAAAAUUUCGUCUCGUCGGUAUCCUCAAAGACACAGUCCGCCCUCGAUACACAACGCUCCGAUUCGCCGCUGUACAACACCUCCGGACGGAGGACGCCCCAACCGGGCGGUGCGUCAGACCUGCUCACCCUGGAACCCUCGAACCCGUCACCUCUUGGUCGCCCGUCUAUACAUUCUGACCAGCAACUCUUGGUCAUGGAGGAAGCGCAGACGAGCAAUGCGUACAUCCAAGGACGCGGCGAGGCGAUCGACGCGAUCGAACGGACCAUCAGCGAACUGGGCGGUAUCUUUGGGCAGCUGGCCCAGAUGGUCAGCGAGCAAUCCGAGAUGAUCCAGCGGAUAGAUGCCAACACGGAGGAUGUGGUGGAUAACGUGCAGGGGGCGCAUCGCGAGCUACUGAAGUACUGGACGCGGGUAUCCGGGAACCGGUGGCUCAUCGCCAAGAUGUUUGGCGUUCUAAUGAUUUUCUUCCUUCUCUGGGUGUUGAUAUCGGGAUAGAAACACCUUCCUUCUACUAUAAUGUAUUAAUACUGGUUCGUGUUCGUCCUGCUGCGCUGAACGAAUAAUGCAACCGUUGCUGUCGCUUAGCCUUGCAUUCUUGAGCUACCCCUGGUGGCUAGAUCUGUGAUGAUCUUUUACUAUCUACUUAUGCUUCGGAUGGUCUGAUGUGAAUAACGGUCAUGAUUGACUUAGAUCAAUAUACCAUUACUAUGACAUUGCGUAUAGCCCGGUGAUGUUGCUGUGAAUCAAGCAUAGUGAUUCUUUAAUCCCUUCAAUUGGCACCAUUCCAGGAGAAUACCAUUCACCUCGUACAGUUAU